Doryrhamphus excisus (bluestripe pipefish) is the source of this 4215-nucleotide messenger RNA. Lineage: Eukaryota; Metazoa; Chordata; Actinopteri; Syngnathiformes; Syngnathidae. The record is from RefSeq and is a predicted model, not a curated record.
AUACUUGGUGGGUCGUUAAGGUUUUCCUUAGUGCAUUAAAUGUUUACGAUGAAGCGAAAUCACUUAAUAAUGAUACUGCUAAAAUGUUCUUAUUAUUUGUCAUAAGCGUUUGCAACGGGUGCCCUGGAGGCUAUAUAAGUGAGACUGACCACGCAGCUUGGGUCCGUCAGACCCGCUCGUCGUUGUCGUCGGUCCAAAAAGCCGGCCAGGGUUCGUGGAGUGAUGUUCCCGUCGUUCGGCCGUUUCUCCCGGCUCACCUGCCCUUCCACCGGGCGCUGCGAGCGGCCUCAUUGCUGGUACAAACAUGCCAAAGAAGAGCGACUUUUGUUUGGGGCCUCAUCAUCUUUAUCUCUAAGCGACCAAACAGAUGGCCACAGUAGCAAUCUCCCUGCCGUAUGUCAAUCACACGUCGUCGACCAGCCCAAAGACGAGUCCUUCCAGGAACUUGAGCGUCUCAACAAGCAGAUUGAAACCAUCAAGUACGAAGUGGAGCAGGAGCAGAGGCGACUGUCAUGCUAUCGCAGCGCCAAGGCCACAUCCAAACCAGUCUUAUCAAAUGGUGAAAAUGCAAACAAGGAAUCAUCUGGACGUCCGUCGUGUUCUGAUGGUUCCAAAACGCUCUCCCGAUCCAGGAAGUAUGUGCUUGACAAUUCCAAGCCAAGAACGGAUUUGGAAUACGACCCAAUGUCCAACUAUUCGGCUGAUUUUGGAUCUUACAAGUCAUUGGCGCAAAAAGGCAAAAGCGCACCCCAAAAAACGGUCAGCAAUCUGGUCCCGCUAUGCUGCACCCCCUCCACUGGGGCACAGGACAACCGCGAUGAUGAAAGUGUCCUUGUCACUGACAUGCCACACUCACCACCUCCAUCUCCCAAACAUGCCAGCUGUGGCGCUGGCAAUGAAGAAUGCGAAUCAUCUGCUGGAAGUGUGAUUGACUUGACCGGAUGUGUGGAGCACCUUGACGGAGAGCGUCCUCAAGCAACAUGUCUCCGGUCUUCUGAAGAUGAAUCUUGCAGCACCUUGCAAGCGCCUGAUCAAAAUGUAAAUGGUAUUUUGAUGGAGGACAAUGCAGUUUGUGUUGAAUUGUUCAAGCAAUUAGGGGCCACAAAUGCUGCACAGAAGAGCUCCCUUCUUGCAGACACCAGCCCAUGCCUCCCUGCAAAUGGUGUCGUCAAGCCCACCCAGAAAGACCAGCAGACCACAGAGUGCAACUCUUCUCCAACCAUUACACCAUGGACUGCAGCUGACGGCCACCAGGGGACAGCAGAGGCUUCUCCAGGCAACAGCCAGCCUCACACUGAAGCUGAAUCUUCUCCCCUCGCCUCCAGUGAGCAUGUUUUGUCAAAAGCUAACAGAGAGGUUAUCGUGAUAGCCUCGAGCUCCGACGAGGAUGAAGAGCAGGACUACCCUGAGGUGGAUCUGUCAGACAGCGACCCUGAGGAGGAGUGCUACCGCAUCUUCAUGGAGGCCAAUGAGGAGAGCGCCAACCAAGAACAACCCAAGGUCAUACCCAUGGAUGUGGACAAACCUGACAUUUCGACCACCCCACCCCAAGAACUACCAGCAAAGAGGAGGAUUGCGCAUGAGGCCAAAGAUCCAAAGGUUCCAGUGGCUAAGAGGAGACCACAGCCACAAGUCCUCAUUCCACUUCGAGAGCCGGAGACACCGCCCACGGCCUCCCGGCUCACCCCAAAGAUUCAGCAGAUUCAGCAGAAGGCAUCCAUGGUGACCGCUUCUGUGAAAGGAGGCCAAGCGUUCCUCUCGUCCUUCGGCCAGAGAAGGCAAGAGAGCCAACCGGCAACUUCGACUCCGGCCUCUGGCAACGCCCCGCCUGCUGCAACGUGCGUCAACUACGUUCCUCUGGGCUCGACAGUGCUCAGCGUGGGCAGUAACUUGCGCCUGAUCCUCCCUCAGGGCGCCAUCCCGCUGCCCCUCGCCUCCACUUCUGGUGCGGUCACCUCCAUUCUUACCCCCCUCACUCGAGUGCACGCAACCCCCAUCAACGUCAGACCGCCCACGUACACGGCGCCUGCUGUCGUGACCACACAGCGGUAUCGCAUGAGCGCGCCUCUGCUCAUCUCCCCCACCGCACGUAGACCCUCGCAGCCCUCUGCAUCUUUCACAUCCUUGCUUUCAACCACCGCCAUGACUACACCCGGCCCAGUCGCUGCUAAGCCGGGGGUCACCAAGCGAAAGGCGAAGGUUGAGGCAAACAAAGACAAAGUGCCUCAUGAUGUCAGACAGCGCUACGUUACCAUGUUCGUGGAGGCCUUCCUCACCACCACCGCCAAUGUCAACGAGGCCUUCGAAAAGGCCUUGGUGGAGGAGAAGGCGGUCUACAAUCGCAGCAGCAACAAAAUGAAGUACCUCAGCAUUGCCGUGAACGCACUAAAGAGGCUGAAAAAGCAAAACUCUGCGACCCCCAAAGAUAAGAAAGUCGAAGGCAAAACCCCCAAAGGAAAUAUUCCACUCAACCGGAAGAAGCUCAAAGGAAAUGACGACACGCCCUUGUAUGAGAUUUUGAGGGAUUACAUUCUGACUGAGGAGCAGCUGAUUGAGAGCAACUACCCCAUGCAGCACCCAGAGAAGGCAGACUGUGCCGUCCUUUUUGCAGACAAGAAGGGCAACAGCGACCCCCUCAAGAGGAUUUGCUGUCGAUGCGGGGCGACCUACUCUGUCAGCCAGACGGGCAAACACACCCGCACCGAGGAGUGCAACUAUCACUAUGGCAAAGGAGUGGAGAAUAGAGUGCCAGGCGGGGUGGAGACCCGCUACAGCUGCUGCCAGGGAGUCAUGGGAGCACCUGGAUGCCAACUCUUCAAGUUGCAUGUACACGAUUCCUUCAGUCUGGAUGGAUUUGUGGUGACCGCUCCAAGAAGUCCCACAGACACCAGCUGCCCAGGAAUCUACUCACUCGAUUGUGAAAUGUGCUACACCGUUCACGGUCUGGAGCUGUCAAGGGUGACCGUGGUCAACUCCAGCCUCCAAGUGGUUUACGACACCUUUGUCAAACCACGCCAUGAGGUCAUCGACUAUAACACCAGGUUCUCUGGGAUUAGCGAGGCGGACAUGGGCAACCACACCUUUCUGUCAGAGGUGCAGCAGACCUUGUUGAGCUUCAUCAGCGCCGAUACCAUCAUAAUCGGGCACGGUCUGGAGACUGGCCUCUGUGCCCUGAAGUUGCUCCACGGCACGGUGGUGGACACAUCCGUGGUCUUCCCCCACCGCCUGGGCCCCCCGCACAGGCUGACCCUCAACAGCCUGACUGCAGAGUACCUGAGGAGGAUCAUCCAAGAGAGCGUGUGUGGCCAUGAUACCGCAGAGGAUGCUGCCGCCUGCAUGGAGCUCAUGUUAUUGAAGAGCAAAGACGGAAAACUGAAAAAAUGAUGGGGGAAUAUAAUAAAUGCACCCCCAGACCCCCCCCCCCCCCCCUCCAUUGUACAUAGUCAAAAGGAACUAAAACCUAAUUGCAUGUUGCUUUAUUGACUGAAGCCGAUAAACUUUCUUUUGCUUGAGUUCAUUUUUCUCUUAUGAUUUUGUUCCUAACACUUUGGAAUUUCACUUGACUAUGUAUUAGGGAAUGGCUGAUGUGGGAGGGGCUUGGUGUGUUACAAGUAAACCUACAGAAUGCUGUGUGGUCAUUUUCUUUUUUUGAAUGAGCCAAUGGCGACUCAACAAAAAUGCAAAUAGUUCCACCUGUUGGCACUUGAUGUUGAUUGGUCAACAUGCUUUCCACUCGGGUGGGGUUUGUGCUUUGUCAUUAAAAUGUUUAUGUUGCUAGCUGUAGGUGAAGCUCAUGGACCGACCGGUUUAUUGGGUGAUUGAUGAUUGACAGCUAAGUCCAGAAUUUCCAAAGUACUUUUGUUCACUUACAUCAUUCGUGUUAUAACGCACCAAUUUAAACAUUAAUGUGCGCAAUGUAAAGGCAAUGUAGCUCGUUUGGGGGACUGUUGUGUAAUCUUUAGGGCUGUCAAAUAAUGAUUGACAGCCAGUUUGACUGUAUUUUAUUGAAAGAACAAUAAAUGAUCAGGCAGGAUUUUAUUUAUAGCAGUAUGUACCGUAUUUUACGGACUAUAAGUUGCACUUUUUUCAUAGGUUGGCUGUUCCUGCGACUUAUACUCCAGAGCGACUUAUAAAUGAAAAAAAGUGUUUAUGUUCCAUAAACACUGGACACCUUUUCUGUUCAUGUUUAUUUUUGGUGUAGCCGAAUUAGCAUAU